AUGAAAAAAAUUCUAUUAACAUCUCAUCAUCUCGUCAUAAUUCUGAAAACACCACCAAAAUUCAUUAUUAUUGAAUUAAUUGGUAAAGCGCCUGGUGAUUAUGAAACACUUUCAUCUAAUCAUUUGCCCAUCUACCCCAUUAAAUGUCAUUGCAUACACACUGUUUGGAAACGCGAUGGAUCUAAAAUUCGCAGGAGAUUUCAAUGUUUUAAACUUCUCUUAACGUCUACAUUCACAUUCACAGACUUUAAAGCCCAAGGACGUACUCUCGAAAAAACUAUUGUUGACCUAUCAGGAAAGCAUACAAAUAACAGCAUAUAUGUGAUGCUUUCCAGAGUACAAAGACUAAAUGAUUUGCUGAUUUUAAAGCUGUUUGAUGAAUCUGCAUUAGACAUGCGAUUAUCACCUGUACUUAGUGCAGAAUUUAAGUGUAUCGAAGAACCGAUCAGCUAA
Molecule: messenger RNA, 453 nt
Organism: Cetraspora pellucida
Lineage: Eukaryota; Fungi; Glomeromycota; Glomeromycetes; Diversisporales; Gigasporaceae
Source: the annotation of a GenBank genome assembly